CAUUUCGGUUCCCGAAGUUCACAAAAAAGACCUGUUCCUUCGCGAAAGACACAGAGCAAUAUAGGUGACACUUCGUAGAAGAUGCUAUUUUGAUGUAAGCUGUUAUUGUUUAUGAAUGUUGGGGUAAUCGAUUCAAAACCUAUAACGAGAAGUCAUACGAAAGGAUUACAUUUUGGUUAGUCUGGGAUUUUUUUUUUUUCGAACAGCGUCACAGACUUUGGGACCUAUCUACAACUACAUUUCAUUCAUUGGCAAACCAGUGCACCUAUGUGCAUUAUGCUAAACAUAUAAAAGAAUACUAAACGAUUUUUCCAUUUGCGACCCUCUCGGACUGUUGUACUUAAACAGGCCACAUGGCUUCUCCUGGUGCCACCUCGAGCCCUCUGAGUUCUCUGGCUCCCAAAAGAAAGACAAAGAAGAAACAUUUUGUGCAGCAGAAAGUUGAGGUUUUCCGAGCCAGUGAUCCUAUUUUAAGCGUCCUUAUGUGGGGAGUCAAUCACUCGAUAAAUGACCUGGCCCAGGUGCCUGUCCCUGUCAUGCUGCUGCCUGAUGAUUUCAAAGCCAAUACAAAGAUUAAAGUCAACCAUCAUCUCUUCAACAAAGAGAAUCUUCCAGGACAUUUCAAGUUCAAAGAGUAUUGUCCACAGGUGUUCCGCAACCUACGAGAGCGCUUUGGAAUCGAUGAACUGGAUUAUCAGGCUUCUCUGGCCCGAAGCCCUCCAGUUAAGGAUGAGGACGGCCAAGGGGCUGGGCUGCUGCUGACGUCAUAUGAUCGCACCCUGAAACUCAAACAGAUCUCUAGUGAGGAAGUGGAAGACAUGCACAACAUCCUGUCUGAAUACCACCAGCACAUUGUCACGUGUCACGGCAGCACAUUGCUGCCUCAGUUCCUGGCCAUGUAUCGGGUGACAGUGGAGAGUGAGGACACCUAUCUCAUUGUUAUGAGGAACAUGUUCAGCCACAGACUUGAUGUCCACAGAAAGUACGACCUCAAGGGCUCCCUGGUAUCCCGUGAAGCAAGUUUCAAAGAAAAGGUUAAAGAAUUGCCCACAUUCAAAGAUGUGGACUUCAGGAAUAACAUGCAGAAGGUUUAUGUAAGCGAAGAUGACAAGGAACGGAUCAUUGACAAGCUCAACAGAGAUGUGGAGUUCCUAGUUCGUCUGAGGAUCAUGGACUAUAGCCUGCUGUUGGGGAUCCACGAUGUCGACCGGGCAGAGGAGGGGGAGGAGAUGGAGGAUUCCUAUGAUGAUUAUGAUGAGGAGGAUGAGGAGGAGAAUGGCCUGACUCCUGCUCCUGCUCUGGGCUACUAUGGCACCUCCCCUGAGGGCAUUGCUGGCUACAUGAACUCCUUUAAACCCUUGGAGCCUGGGGAGUUUGACCCAUAUGUGGAUAUCUAUGCUAUUAGGAGUGCCGUCGGUGCACCUCAGAGGGAGGUGUACUUCAUGGGUUUGAUUGACAUCCUGACCCACUACGACACCAAGAAGAAAGCCGCUCAUGCUGCCAAGACCGUCAAACACGGGGUGAGUGACCCACUGAAGUGUGUGUGCGUCUGGGUAAUGGGUACCGUGCCUGUACGGCUAUGGGGAAAAUACACAGUACGUUGUUCACAAGAUGUCUUCCUUACCUGAAAUAAUGUAAUUAUUGUGUUUGUGUGAUUCCUAGUCUGGAGCAGAAAUCUCAACUGUUCACCCUGAGCAAUACGCUAAGAGGUUCCGUGAGUUCAUUGCUAACAUCUUUGCCUAGCUCACCAGAACCCAGCUGCAGUACCAAGGCAGACUCUGCAGAAAAACACUCACCUUUUACUACCCUUUUGUUAUAAUUCUUUACGUUUAUUCUGAUGUUUAAUUUGAUUUGUCAUUUAACAUAAAAAAUACUCUUAGUAUUGAUAUGUUAUCUAUGGAACAUGAGAAAAACACCAUCAUCAUCAUCAUCAUCAUGUACAAUGAGUUCUGGGAAAGGUGACAGGAUUCAUUGUCUGCCAGAGUCUGACAAAAAGGUGCCUGGUGGUGGCUUACAGUGCAGUCUUCUGGCACUGUCUUCCGGCUGAUUCUUAGACCAGAUAGAGGAACAAAAGAAGACCUUGGGGACUGCUGUUAGUAGACACACUGCAUGGUAUUUUAGAAAGUCUGAUUGAUGCUCUUCUUGGCUUAGACCUCGCUUAAAAGACACAGAGUGAAUAAAUGCUUUCAUUUCUAAAUAUAGACAUUUUAUUAAAUGUUUCUUAAAUCAAAGUUUGAGUUAAUAGUGACUAAAUUAGCACUGAAACAUCUCUGAAGUUCUGACUGUCCUGUAAAUUAGAACUGAAACAUCUCUGAAGUUCUGACUGUCCUGUACAUUGAGAAGUCCUUUUAUACCUUGAAGUGAAGUGAGUCACAGUUUUACGAAAUGUCACCAGAAAUGACAUGAAACCAUACAGUGGCUUUCAAAUUGUUCACUCCCCUCGAACCUUUCCAUGCUGUGAAUUACAACAUAGAUUUAACUAGGAGUUUUUGCAACUGAUCAGCAAAAAAAGUCCAUAAUAUCUACGUGGAAAAUGUACAAAUAUUAAACCGAAUAUAAUCUAUUGCAUAGCUAUGUAACCUUUUGCUACGACACACCUGAAUGAGCUGUGGUGAAACCACAUGUCUUUAGAAGUCACAUAAUUAGUUGAAUGGAGUCUUUUAAAAAUAUAUAUAUAUUUAGAGCAAUUUGUAGAUUUUGUUAUUCACUUAGACAUUAUGGACUUUUUUGUGUCGAUCAGUGUCAAACCCCUCUAAUUAAAUACAGUUUGAUUUCAUGUUGUAACACCAUAACAUGUGGAAAAUUCCAAGGGGGUGAAUACUUUUCAAAGCCACUGUAAUAAGGGAAAUAUAAUUCCUAGGCAUCUGAUAUGAUCUAAUUAACAUGUUAAUGCCUUCCAGUAAACCACUAAAUCCCACAAUCCUCUAGUCACUGUGCAAUCUGAUUAACAUCAAUUGUGCAAUCUGAUUAACAGCCUGAUGUACUACAUGGAAAUGAGAAUGGACAGACAUUUCCUGUCCAGUGCAAUAAGCACCCAGAGCACAUGCACUGUGUAGGCCCCACUAAAUGGACGGAGUUCACACACUGAGCCGUGGGUUUCCUUGGAAAGAGACAAACUUACUUGACAUCUACUGUCCAGAAAGAAUCCACCUCUCCAACUAGCUAUAAAAAUUUAAAUGUAUGUUGUAAUCAAGUGUCCUCUGAAUAAUUCAUCAGGAAUGUGUUAGCUUGACACAGUAUGCAAUUGUGUGUGCAAUCAGUAAGCUUUACUGAUAGCUUAGAAAAUGUUCUUCUUCCCUCACCUUGUUUAUUUUGUCCGCUUUUUCACAAAUACCACCUUACCGUCUCUUUUGGUGUAAUCUAGAAAAUGUUAUUUCCUAGAAAAUGCUUUUCAGAAUGCUGCAUGACAAAGGUCAGAUAUCACAGCUUUUUGUUUUGUCAUAAGUCUGUCAAUACAUUUUCCACUUGCUCUUGGAAAGAUUAAAUAAGUAGGUUUGGGGAACAAUGACAAUUGCUGAGUGGACACAGAAGUACAUUACAUGGGAAUGGCCUUUAAACAAAUUUAAGGUAAAUAUUCUGUUAAUCUGUGGAACCUGCAAGAAAGACAGAAAGUGUGCUUAAUCACUUGCAUGCUUGUCUGUGCCAUACCAGUAGGAGACUGAUGUCUUUGUGGGAUUUACACAUGUCAAAACACUUGGUGAUUUCCACUAAUAUAGUCUUCAGUUUAUCAUUCCAAAAAAUCUUUUGAAAGGCAAACCUGACCCUUAAUUUUCUUUGAUGGAUUUCUGCUCUGGCUCAUAACUCAGGUGCUAGUCUUGUGUCUCGAUGAUGAUGCAGACGCUGUAGUGAUGUAAGUAAUUCAUAAUAACUCAGAAAGACUUUGUCACAUGCAAUUCUUGUCUUUUCUCUCUUUGAAAGGCUACCGUCCCCUGUGUCGUUUUGAUUCCCCUUCCGUAUUUGUUGGUUCAUUCUUUUUUGCCUGAAUGUCCCCCUCUGCUUUCCUCUACUGCUCCAGCUAGUCUCCUCUAGCUGAGUGGUGUUUUCUCAAGGCUGGAGGAGAGGGUUGGGUAGGGAUUUAAACCGUGCAGCACGCGUCUUUGCCACCACAGUGGUUAUUGAGAAACACAGAGCCAGAGCAGGGCCUCCUCCAGGUGCUGUCACAGUGCUCCGGGAACCAUGACUCUCUGUCAGCUGCAGUGUGUUCUACAGGUUCAACACUCUGCUCCCUUUCUGCUGAUCGUAUCCUCUCAUCACUGCUCUCAAGGUCAUGGAUGAGCAGAAGCACCAUAACUCCUCCUUGUACGAUGACAACUACACAGACUUUGCCUGGUUCACCGAUGAGUGACGCUUGACACUGUUGCUGCUCUAGCUUUGUGCCUGGCUUUUAAAACCUCAGCUGGUGCGAUCAACUGGCACCAUGAUCCUCUGCUUGCUUAACACGAGCUUGUCAGACUGCUGAUGAUGUUGGAAGUGCCCUUCUUCAUGCUGGAGGCCAUGGGCACGUCUAGGUGUGGGGACAAUUCAUGGGUCACGUCACUAACUCAUCUAUGUCAUCAGCUUCUACAGCAGCUAAUUUCUUCCCGGCCAGCAUGAUGAUGGAGCACCAGCUGGACAUGGUGCAGUCACCGGCCCCCGGGGAGCCAAGCGGGUCAGGCCGAGGGGUUUCUCUGUGGGUUUCUCUGUGGGUUUCUCUGUGGGUUCCUCUGCGUCCCGUGUGUGGUCCUGGCCCUGCCAGAGAACAUCCUUGCGGUGCUGCUAGAUUGGGAAGGGCCACCUCAUCUACACCUGUCUAUACCGUCCUGUAGCUGAUCAGUUCCCGGGCCCUGCUACAGUGAUGGUGAUCGUUAAUGUCCCGAUCUGGCGUGCGGAGGGGGCCAGCCCCAGGGGUGGAAGCUGUGGCUGGAUCCUCGGUACCCCCCCCCCCCCCCCCAUGUGUUUGUGCUGGGCUGGAUGCCCUUCCACAUCACCAUGCAUCUGUGGCUCGUCGUCCAGCUGGACCCCAGGGUGAUGAACCGCCAGGCCAUGACAAGAACGGUCCGAACCCCUGUCACUGUUGCACGGAGUCGCCAACCCCAUCCAAAGGAGAUCCUCAGCAGGACUUUCCAACCUCGUCGCGGACCUGACUCGCUGUUUGCCUAGGGAGGUUGUCCCCCCCUCCCCCCCGGGGAGGGAAGAGAGUCCCGUUGGUAGGGGGAGGGGGGGGCUGCAGCUAGUGUGAGGGCAGAAGAGUUGAGUCAUGCUGGGACCAGGGUGGAUGUGGAGUUUUGAAGAGAGGGACGAUUGUUGCGCGGGAGCAAAAAACAAAUGUGGUGGAAUGUCCCUUACACAUGCUUGGUACACAAUGUGCGUGCGGACUGAGCCUGGGGCUGCUUCCAUUGCUUCUGUCGCGCCUUCUGUCUUGGAUGACAUUUCACUAAACACUGAUUGUGAGUGAAACAGACAGGCUUAAAAACUGAUUAGGACGAUUAGGACUAAAUCAAAUGCCUUCAAUUUUGGUUAAAGUAGACAUUUGUUUAAUUAUGUUUAUGCUUUUCUCAAAAGGCUUUUAUACAGCAGUUGUUUUUCCAUGUUUCAUAAAAUCACAAGACAUACUGCUAUCUCUUUGAUAACUAUAGAAGAACAAGGUACUGAACAUGCGUGAUAAACCAACUUCAGAAUGUAAAUGUAUCAAAUAUCCAGGACUGUGAAGUUGUUGUUGGUCAUGUAGGAACCUCCUUGUCUUCUUCAUACUCGAACAAACAAGUAAUAACACUCAAAACACUUCACGCUGCUUGUCUGUUCUUUGUCACAACAACAAUAAAAUAAGGAUUCUCUUCUUAACUGUCAAUAGUUUUGGCACAGUCUUUACCUGGCAAUGCUGACAUCUUUCUGCUCUGCUGAUUUAGGAUGUACAAAAUGGCCCUGGUCCAUUUGGGCCCUAGUCAAAAGUAGUACUCCACUAUGACCUGGAAAGGUCCAGCGGUCUAAGGUGCUGUCUCUAGUGUGCAUGUACUGCUGAGGUUUGAAUCCAGUACAUAAAGUAGCACCCUACCUAAUAAUGUUUCAUUUGGGACAGAAUCAGGAACAGUUUGGUCAGAGACAGCACUAACCCUCCUGGAAGAUUUCUUUUGUCUGCCCAUCUCCUCACAAUCUACCUCCACAUGACUGAAGCCUGAGAAGAGGGUUCUCUUUGUAUAGCGGUCUCUUAAUUUUUUCCGAGGCUGUAUGGCUAACCUAGUUAUACAAAUGUUAACAUCAAGCUGUAUAUCCCUUAAUGUAUGUAUUUUUCUAGAUUAAUCAGUUUAAGGAUAUUUUUGUACACAUUUAUAUAGUGAAACCCAAGCAUGCAGAAACACAUCGAACAUCAACAUUGAUUGCCUCCCAACCUGUUCUAAAAAACACCCCAAAAAG
Molecule: messenger RNA, 6390 nt
Organism: Esox lucius (northern pike)
Lineage: Eukaryota; Metazoa; Chordata; Actinopteri; Esociformes; Esocidae
Product: phosphatidylinositol 5-phosphate 4-kinase type-2 gamma
Exons: 10
Coding region: 354-1628 (424 amino acids)
Biological process (GO): phosphatidylinositol metabolic process
Molecular function (GO): phosphatidylinositol kinase activity
Source: RefSeq, a predicted model, not a curated record